Molecule: messenger RNA, 1522 nt
Organism: Chelmon rostratus (copperband butterflyfish)
Lineage: Eukaryota; Metazoa; Chordata; Actinopteri; Chaetodontiformes; Chaetodontidae
Exons: 6
Coding region: 77-868 (263 amino acids)
Source: RefSeq, a predicted model, not a curated record
UUUAGCAAAGCCCGGUCACGAGAGCUAUCUGGACCUGGGCCGCCGAGUCCGCCAUUAGUUACAGGUAGCGUGAGCAAUGAGCGGUGCCGUGAGUUUCAAAAAGUGCGGCUCUGUGCUGGUGACGGGAGCCAGCCGAGGGCUCGGGCUGCAGAUAGUCGAGAGCCUGGCCAGCGGAGGUUUCUCACCCGACAAGAUCAUAGCCGCGUGCAGACAGCCCGCGAGCGCGCAGAAACUUCAGGAGCUGGCAGAGAAACAUCGCAACGUCCAUAUAAUCACUUUGGAUGUAUUGAACCAGGAGAGUAUUGAGAAGUCUGUAGAAGAGGUGGGUCUGCUGGUGCAACAAGAGGGUCUGAACUGCCUGAUCAACAAUGCAGGGAUCAAUGUGGUGGCCGACUUUCAUACCGUCACUGCAGAGAAGAUGAUAGAAAACUUCCACACAAAUGCUGUGGCUCCUCUAAUGAUCACCAAGGCCUUUCUGCCUCUGCUGAAGCAAGCUGCGUCCAGAAGAGGAGCAGGUGGUGCAGGGAGCAUGGGCAUCCAGAGGGCUGCCGUCAUUAACAUGACAUCGCUGCUGGGCUCUGUGGAGCUUGCCUGGGGGGAACGGGCCAACAACUUCAGAUGGUACCCCUACAGGACGUCCAAGAGUGCCCUAAACAUGGUGAGUCGCUGUAUGGCUGUUGACCUUGAGCCUGAUGGGAUUCUCUGUAUGGCUAUUCACCCUGGCUGGGUCCGCACUGACAUGGGGGGGUCAGAGGCUCCACUCUCUUCAGAGGAGAGCGUUUCUUCCAUCUUGUCUGUGAUUGGUGGACUGAGUGAAAAGGAUCAUGGGUCAUUUCUGAACUUUACAGGAGAGGUGUUGCCGUGGUGACCCUGAUCAUCAGAGCAAUAAACAGGAUGAAUCUAAGCGCCACUAACUCAGACGAAUGGCUGUUUAUUCAGUCAGAUCAGCUUCAGCUAUGCAAACAAGAACGCAUCUUUGGCGCAAAGUGGACCCUGUUAAAUCUUUAUCGAGCUCUACCUUUUAAUAGGAGAGUCAUGCAUAUUUCACCUAAAUACAACUACAUGAUAGGAGAGCAACAUUAUUCAAUUUCUAAAAAGGAGGCUAUUUUAAAGUGUUCAGAACUGCUGUAGCUGGGCAGGGUAUGCUAUGUGCUGUAGCUUGUCUUCUACAUACAGCACACUCAGCAAACUGUUAGCCAGUGCAGCCCUACAUACCUAACAUGUUUCAGAAAACAUGACAUAAAUGACAAUAUAGAAAACACGGUUAUAAUUACAUACAGUAUGUCUUCACAGUAGAUGUUAAAAUUGUUGAGAAAUUCUACAUUAAUGAACAAUGUAAAAUGUGCUUAUAGCUUUGUACAGCUACAUAGGAGUGUGUUGUGAACCAUUUCUAAGUGAAGUGAAUUAUCUGGCCCUCCAGUUGAAAUGUUAGAAUAUAGUAGAAUCUAUAUAGUGUAUUGAAAAUACACUAGUUUACCAUGUGUAUACUGUUUUAUGCUGCUGUGUAAAUAAACAUAGAAAU